Messenger RNA from Zonotrichia albicollis (white-throated sparrow), 381 nucleotides. The record is from RefSeq and is a predicted model, not a curated record. Lineage: Eukaryota; Metazoa; Chordata; Aves; Passeriformes; Passerellidae.
AGGCUGCUCACAGGUGUGUCCUUUGUGCCCUGGCCAGGUGACUGCGUGUACCUGAUGAGGGACAGCCGCAGGACCCCCGACGGGCACCCGGUGCGGCAAUCGUACCGCCUGCUGUCCCACAUCAACCGCGACAAGCUCGACAUCUUCCGCAUCGAGAAGCUCUGGAAGAACGAGAAGGAGGAGCGCUUUGCCUUUGGCCACCACUAUUUCCGUCCGCACGAAACGCACCAUUCCCCGUCUCGCAAGUUCUACCACAACGAGCUCUUCCGGGUGCCCCUGUAUGAAAUCAUCCCCUUGGAGGCCGUGGUGGGCACCUGCUGUGUGCUAGACCUCUACACCUACUGCAAAGGUGGGAAUUAAACACAUCCCUGAGCAUUUGGG